This is a messenger RNA of Spinacia oleracea (spinach), 1223 nucleotides long. RefSeq lists its product as uncharacterized. The record is from RefSeq and is a predicted model, not a curated record. The coding region runs from base 181 to 1032 and encodes 283 amino acids. Gene Ontology annotation, cellular component: mitochondrial large ribosomal subunit. Gene Ontology annotation, molecular function: structural constituent of ribosome. Gene Ontology annotation, biological process: translation. NCBI's taxonomy places the organism in Eukaryota, Viridiplantae, Streptophyta, Magnoliopsida, Caryophyllales, Amaranthaceae. The transcript is spliced from 4 exons.
GCCGUUUGUGCUUUAGAUGUCAAACUUCAAGAAAUCCUUAAACCCUAUUCCUCUACCUCAUUAAUUCAACCAUGAAACCAAACUAACAAUCCCCACAUUUCCUUUCUCAAUUAUCUCGAUAGAAUUAGGUACUUUCAUUGAUCAAAUUUCCCAUUUGCAAAACCACAAUCAAUCUCAAAAAUGCUAAGAAAACGAUUCCCGUCACUAAUUUCCGCCACAAUCCGCACAUUCUCCAAAUCCAACCUCCCAUUUCCACCUGAAUCCACGAUACCCAUCUCAAAUCUUCUCUUGAAACGCUCAUGUUCUUCAGAAAUCUGCUCAAAUGGAGCGUUUUUGGGAAGUGGGUUUUCAGCUAGGAGAGCAUACAGUAGCUUACUGAGCUUGAAUGAUCUGAGAGAUAAUCCGGGUGCAACCAAACAGAAGAAGAGAAAAGGUCGUGGUAUUGGGUCUGGUUUGGGGAAGACUGCUGGUCGUGGACAUAAGGGUCAGAAGGCUCGUGGUACCCACAAGUUUGGGUUCGAAGGUGGUCAAACUCCGUUGCGCCGCCGCCUUCCAAAACGAGGGUUUAAGAACCCCUUUAGCCUCACUUUUCAGCCAGUAGGGUUGGGUAAGAUUGCCAAGCUCAUAAAUAUGGGAGAAAUUGAUUCAUCUGAGCUGAUCACGAUGAAAACUCUCAAGGAGGCACGAGCGAUAGGGAAGCAAAUAGAGGAUGGAGUGAGGCUGAUGGGACGUGGUGCUGAAAAAAUAAUAUGGCCAAUCCAUCUUGAGGUGUCUAGGGUGACAGUGCGAGCAAAGGCAGCUGUGGAGGCUGCAGGAGGAUCAGUGAGGAAAGUGCACUACAAUAAGUUAGGUUUGAAAGCAUUGCUAAAGCCUGAGUGGUUUGCCAAGAAGGGAAGGCUACUUCCAAAAGCUGCUCGGCCUCCACCAAAGAUUGCAGAUAAAGUUGACAGUAUUGGGCGUUUACCUGCUCCAACAAAGCCCAUACCCUUUACUGUUGAUGAAAACGCAGCAGCUUCCCCCACCCCUUGCUGAGUACCAAACUCACUAACUGUAUUCCUUUUGGUUCAGUUUUUUUUGUAGAACAGGUUAUAAAGUAUAAAGUGGUCAAAAAAUUUGGUUUAUGGCCUCGUUUUUAUCUGCUCUUCUAACCAUUUGUGUUCCGACAUAUGGUCUUAUGGACAGUAAGUACUAAGUUAUAUUGGUAGCUGGGAUGUUUAAUUGUA